AGUGGCCCUCACUCCACUCACCUUCCCCCUUUUUCCCAGAAGGAUGGCUGAUGCCCAGACACGGGUAGCUCCUACACCGACCAUCCAAAUGAGGACUGGAGAGGACCUGCCCCUCCCUGCCCCCUCAGAUCUGGAGGGUCUACCGCCGCCACCCCCCAAGGAAUCCUUCUCCAAGUUGCAGCAGCAGCGGCAAGUCAGUGAGCUCCGCCGUCUCUACAAACACAUACACCCUGAGCUUCGAAAGAACCUCGAGGAGGCGAUGGCUGAGGACCUGGCUGAGGUGCUGGGCUCGGAAGAGCCUACCGAGAGCGAUGUUCAGUGUAUGCGUUGGAUCUUUGAGAACUGGCGGCUGGAUGCCAUUGGCGACCAUGAGAGGCCAGCUGCCAAGGAACCUGUGCCGGGUGGCAACGUUCAGGCCACCUCCCGGAAGUUUGAGGAAGGCUCCUUCACCAACAACUCAGAUCAGGAGCCAGCUGGACCCCCACCGUCAGGGGGUGAUGUACGAGCUGCCAGGCAAUUGUUCGAGACCAAGCCGCUGGACGCACUGACAGGCCAGGAGGAGGCAACACAGCCAGCCAUGAAGGAACCUGCAGCCAGCGGGGAUGUACAGGGUACCAGAAAGCUCUUUGAGACGAGGCCCCUGGACCGGCUGGGCUCCCGCCCCUCUGUCCAGGAGCAGAGCCCCUUGGAGCUGCGCUCGGAGAUUCAGGAGCUAAAGGGCGACGUGAAGAAGACGGUGAAGCUGUUUCAGACAGAACCUCUGUGCGCCAUCCAGGACGCAGAGGGCACCAUCCACGAAGUCAAGGCUGCCUGUCGGGAGGAGAUUCAAAGCAACGCAGUGAGGUCAGCUCGCUGGCUCUUUGAGACCCGGCCUCUGGAUGCCUUCAACCAGGACCCCAGCCAGGUGCGGGUGAUUCGGGGAAUCUCUCUGGAGAAGGGAACCCUGCCGGAUGUCAGUGCAACUCGCUGGAUCUUUGAGACGCAGCCUCUGGAUGCCAUUCGUGAGAUCUUGGUGGACGAGAAGGACUUCCAGCCGUCUCCGGAUCUCAUUCCUCCUGGUCCAGAUGUUCAGCACCAGCGGCAUCUGUUCGAGACCUGCGCCCUGGACACUCUGAAGGGGGAAGGCGAACCGGGGACAGAGGCUCCGCCACCCAAGGAGGAGGUGAUCCCUGGUGAUGUUCGCUCUACACUCUGGCUGUUUGAGACAAAGCCCCUGGAUGCUCGCAGAGACCAGGUCCAGGUGGGCCACCUGCAGCGGGUGGGUCACCAGAAGGGUGAGGGGCUUGUGACUAGGUGUCUGUCCGGUGAUAAUGGCACGGUAGCACUGCCUCUGCCUCAGGGUGUCCCCCAGAAUGAUGGGCUGAGGGGGGACGUCAAAAGCUUCAAGAAUCUUUUUGAGACCCUUCCCUUAGACAGCAUUGGGCAGGGUGAGCCUUCAGCCUGCCAAAACAGGGGCGGAGCUCAAACAGCUGAUUCGGCUGAACAGUCCCAGGACACAGACUCCCCCGUCUAUGCUAUGCAGGACAGCAGGGGACAGCUGCAUGCCCUGACUUCUGUCAGCAGAGAGCAGGUAGUUGGAGGUGACGUACAGGGCUACAAGUGGAUGUUUGAGACACAGCCCCUAGACCAGCUGGGCCGAAGCCCCAGUACCAUUGACGUGGUACGAGGCAUCACUCGACAGGAAGUGGUGGCUGGGGACGUUGGCACCACUCGGUGGCUCUUUGAGACGCAACCACUGGAGAUGAUCCACCAAAAAGAGCAACAGAAACGGCAGGAGGAGGAGGGGAAGGGUCUAGAAGGCUGCUCUCCUGAGCACCCCCAAAAGGGCGAUGUACAGACCAUCCGCUGGCUGUUCGAGACCUACCCCAUGAGCGAGUUGGCGGAGAAGCAAGAAUACAAGGUCACAGACCCCAUGAGCAAAGCUGAGGCUCAGUCAUGCACCUGGAUGUUUGGACCCCAACCUCUGAACCACCUAGAAGUCUCUGGGGAACAGCACCUGCAAACCAGCCGGGUCCAGGCUGGAGACAGACAGACAGACAGACAUGUCUUUGAGACUGAAUCUCGGCCAGCCUCAGGCCAGGGUUGUGGGAGAAAGCCUGUCAGGUACUGCAGCCGGGUAGAGAUUCCUUCCGGCCAGGUAUCUCGGCAGAAAGAGGUUUUCCAGGCCCUGGAGGCAGGCAAGAAGGAGGCACAGGAGGCUAGGAUAACCCCGGGAUCCAUCCCCACAGGCUCUGUGCACAAAUACACCUGGCUCUUUGAGAACUGCCCCAUGGGCUCCUUGGCAGCUGAGAGCACCAGAGGGGACAGCCCCCAGGAAGAGCAGCCAAAGGGUGCAAAGCACGGGCCACCGGAGAGAAAGGAGAGGGCAACUGAGAGAACCCUUCGGACCCUGCACACCGCUCCUGGCGUCCUGCACCAUGGAGGGAUCCUCAUGGAGGCUCGAGGGCCUGGGGAGCUCUGCCUUGCCAAGUACAUGCUCCCAAAGCCAGGGCAUGGGCACCCCUGCAUACUGAAGGAGGAGCUGGUGUGUGGUGAGCUCCCCAGGAUCGUCCGCCAGAUGCUGCGCCGCACAGAUGUGGACCAGCAGGGACUGCUGGUUCAGGAGGACACGGCUGGCCAGCUCCACCUCCACCCACUCAGGCUGCCAGGGCCAGGCGACCCUGGGAAUAUUGAAGACGUGGACCCUGAGCUCCAGCAGCUGCUGGCUUGUGGCCUUGGUGUCUCUGUGGCAAAAACGGGGCUGGUGAUGCAAGAGACAGGGCAGGGCCUAGUGGCACUGACUGCCUACUCCCUCCAGCCCCGUCUAACCAGCGGGGCCCCAGAAAGGAGCAGUGUGCAGCGGCUGGCCAGCUGUAUAGACAAAGGAGAUCUGAGUGGCCUUCACAGUUUGCGGUGGGAGCCGCCUACAGACCCAAGUUCCGGACCAGCCAGCGAGGAGGACCAGAGGCUCCCCACAGCGGGGAGCGUCAUAUGUGUUGCUCCAAUAGACCCCACCAUGGAGAUGGGGCAUCUGAGGGUCUCAGGGGCCACACCCUGCCCACCUCCAUGUCGGGCAGUUGGAAAAGCGGUCCUUCCGAACGGGAGACCUGUAGCCCAAGCUCCACUGCAGGAAGCCAGAAAGCAAACAGAUGUCAGCAGUGUGGGGCAGGAAGGGAAGGCAGCCUUAGGGAGGCCAGAAGGAACCAUUGCUUCCCCUCUAGGGUCUGGGACCCCAGAUCUCCAGGAAGCCAUGCAAAAUCUGCGGAUGGCAACCGCCGAGGCCCAAAACCUGCACCAGCAGGUUCUGAGCAGGCGUCCGCAGGGCUCUGACCCGAUAGCCACCUCCGUGCCUGUCCAAGAUGUUCUGCAGGCAUCUACUGCCACCGCGAGCACCAGAGGCAACAUCAGGCCUGUGGCCGGAAGUGACACCAGGAUCCCAGCAGCCCCUAGAAAGGUCAGUGGGGACAAUGAAGCAGUGUCCAGAGGGCUGUCUGGGGGGUGGGUGACCAUACAGGAUGGUACCUAUGUUGCUCACCCUGUGAGGACCUCUGACCCACCUGGGCCUGUCCAGCCUUCUGAAAAAGAGCCCCAGCCAAGGGACAGGGAAACUGCCCUCGCCACCCACAAUCCCAGCCCGCCCCAGGCAGACCCAGGUCAGAGUCCCAGGCCGGGGUACCAUGAGCCUGGGGGCCAUAUGCAAAGGGCCUGGAGACCUCUGGGGACAGUGAUGCCCCAAAUCUGGCCUGAGAGCCUCCAAGCAGCCGACACCUCCUUCAAGACUGUCCCUCUAACGCACUACACCCCAACAUCUAAACCCAAGGCUGUGGGUGCCGGACUGCACCCCCAUAAUGCCUCUGUUCCUCCCCCUCCUGCUCUCCCAGCUGCUGUGACAGAAUCUGACCACCCAGCUCAAGGCCACCACCAGGAGGACCCCAUUCAGCAAACCUCCAAGCCCCUGAAGGACAUCCAUUUUCACACUGACAACAGACCUGCUGUCCAGAAAACCCCUGAGGGGUCAGAGACAACCAUCUCCAGAGCGGAACCCACCACACCUCCAAGAAAGAAACCCCCAGUGCCUCCCAAACCUGCACAUCUAAGCCAAGUCCACCCACCUCAUGGGCUACCCAAGCGCUCAGCAGGCUCUGCCCCUAUCUCAGGAACAGGACAAAACCACAAGCCAGGUGAGCCAGACACAGCUAAACCUCAGUCAGCCAAAGCUCCCACAACAGCAGGUCAGGGCAGCCUGCCUCUGGCGGAAUGUUCCAAGGGACAGAAACAGAGUCAACAUCCACCCAGCACCAUGGCGUCCAGGCCCAGCAGGGGUCAGAUGACCCACGGCAACAGCCAGAGCCCCAAGUCCCCUAAGUUGAACACUCUCAACGAUGACUUCACCCCACCACAAAAGGACCCUAGCUCCCCAAAAGAGCAGCCCAUGGGCUGUUCCAAGCAGGGGGCACCCGAGAGCUCAGAGAUUGUUCAAAGUAGCCAUCAGGAGCUCCAGGGCCUUCUGAACCAAGCACAAGCUGUGGAAGAAGAAGCAAGCCACGGUGUGGAUGUGCAGGCCCUGAGGAAGCUCUUUGAGGGUGUACCCCAGCUGGGAGGGGGUACCCUUCAGCCUCCCACUGCCCCCCAUAAGACCGAGACCUCAAUGGAGCAGGCCUUUGGGGAACUGACUCGAGUGAGUACAGAGGUUGCCCAUCUGAAGGAACAGACCCUAGCCAGACUGCUGGACAUUGAAGAAGCAGUGCACAAGGCUCUUAACUCCAUGUCCAGCCUCCAGUCUGAGGCUCACACAAGGAGCCAUCCACAGAGAACUCCAAAAGAAGAUCCUAGCGUGCACAACAAGGUCAGUGUCUCCACCAGCAGCCGGGCUAGACCUAUAUAGGGUCUGGCCAGGUCAAAGAUCUAACUGUUGUCAAAAACCAAGGCAAGGUUGAGAGCCAUCCUGAG
Molecule: messenger RNA, 4929 nt
Organism: Acomys russatus (golden spiny mouse)
Lineage: Eukaryota; Metazoa; Chordata; Mammalia; Rodentia; Muridae
Gene: Xirp1
Product: xin actin binding repeat containing 1
Exons: 1
Coding region: 44-4864 (1606 amino acids)
Biological process (GO): actin filament organization; actin cytoskeleton organization
Cellular component (GO): focal adhesion; stress fiber
Molecular function (GO): actin filament binding
Source: RefSeq, a predicted model, not a curated record